GUAUACAGUGUCACAAUGCAGCUUACUCUGCAGCCGACCGCCCAGCUCGCCGUUCGGGCGGCAGCCAGGCCCGCCAGGACGCCCCGCAGCGCCAGGCGCGCUGUGCGCGUCUAUGCUGAGAAGUCCGCCCCUGCGGCAAGCGAGGUGGAUGAGAACAUCGGCGAGUACUGCAGCCUGGACAAGGAUGGCAGGCGGCCCGACCACGAGCUCACCACCGCUGAGAAGGAGCAGCUGUUCCUCGAGGCCAUGGCGGCCUUCUAUUACGACGAGAAGCCGGUGCUGUCUGAUACUGAGUUUGACAACCUGAAGCAGGAGCUGCAGUGGGAGGGCAGCAAGGUGGUGGUGCUCACCAAGGAGGAGAAGCGGCUGCUGGAGGCCAAGCUGGCGUUCAAGAAGGGCAAGCCGAUCAUGAGCGACGAGCAGUACGAGGCCCUCAAGGCCUCGCUGGCCGGCGCCUCGGUGUUUGCGCUGCCCCGCGAGGGCCCCUCCUGCACGCUGGGCAAGCCCGACACGCCGCGCGGCCAGAAGCUGGCGCAGGCGCAGGCGGACUGGCUCAAGAUGGCCGCGCUUGCCGUGCCGCCGCCGCUCGUGAUUGCGGGCCUGCUGCUGGGCGCGGACCUGCUGACGGGCGCCAACCUGCUGCACCUGCCCGGCACCGUGGGCAUCGUUGUGUGGGGCGGCCUGGUGGUGCCCACCGUGUAUGUUCUGGCCAACGCGGUCAGCAGCUUCAUGUUCAAGGAUGCCGUGAUCCUCAAGGCCAACUGCCCCAACUGCGGCGAGCCCAACCUGUCCUCCUACUUUGGGGACAUCCUGACGGUGGCGGGCAGCCGCGACAAGAACACGGUGGUGUGCCCCUGCUGCGCCAGCAAGCUGGAGUUUGAUGCCAAGAACCGCUCGGUGCUUGUGGCCGAGGCGGCGCCCUCCUCGUGACGCGGCAACACCCCACUCCCGCCCCCUGAUAGCCGCCUGCCGCCCGGCACGGCGGCCCGGGGUGGGCUCAGCAGCUGGUUGGCUGCGGCCCCGGCGGCCCCCCGCUGACCGAGUGCACAGAGCGCCCCCGGGCGCCAUAGUGAGUGCCGCCUGUGAAACGAAUCGCCACCCCCCGGAAUAUAGCGCGGCGGGCCUGUACCUAGUACCGUAACGUGUGGAUAUAGCUUGCAACCGAGGCCGCCGCUUGUGAGCCUCGCCUCGCCUCGCCCCGGCCCCGAUUCAUAUCAUUCAAGACUGCUACUGUUUUCCCUUGGGGCCACCGCCGGGCUGCGCGGCUGUGUCGCCGCGCCAACACAUGCAUGCAAUUGGCCAACAUCCGCUGCCGUGCCAGCCGCCUGCCCACUUUACGUUGCGCACUGCAGCCUGGGAUGUAAUAGCCGCUUAUU
This is a messenger RNA of Chlorella variabilis, 1376 nucleotides long. RefSeq lists its product as hypothetical. NCBI's taxonomy places the organism in Eukaryota, Viridiplantae, Chlorophyta, Trebouxiophyceae, Chlorellales, Chlorellaceae. Bases 16 to 930 code for a protein of 304 amino acids. Gene Ontology annotation, cellular component: chloroplast thylakoid membrane. The record is from RefSeq and is a predicted model, not a curated record. Gene Ontology annotation, molecular function: oxidoreductase activity, acting on iron-sulfur proteins as donors. Gene Ontology annotation, biological process: photosynthetic electron transport in photosystem I. The transcript is spliced from 7 exons.